Molecule: messenger RNA, 1014 nt
Organism: Alternaria burnsii
Lineage: Eukaryota; Fungi; Ascomycota; Dothideomycetes; Pleosporales; Pleosporaceae
Exons: 1
Coding region: 1-1014 (337 amino acids)
Source: RefSeq, a predicted model, not a curated record
AUGCAGCUUUUGAGCUUCUCGCAAGAUUAUCAUGACGUGCUGGCGGAUCAGUACCAUGAGUGUAGGGCUCCACGGCCUCGAAGCAGCUCGUUGAGUGCAACUUCAUCGGGAUUCUUUACCUGCGGCUGCAUAUCCCUUCCAAUCUUCCGAUCGAGAACACAUGAGCUGAUACCAGAGCCCUUAGCAUGGGGAAAAGGCUCCGGCUGGCGAUCAAAGCACAAGCAAUCAAACCGCUGGACAUCACUACGUCAAAUUGAUGGAGAGGGUAGACGACGAUCUGUUGACGAAAACCUACCGCCGCGUGCUACAGAGGGAUCGACAUAUCGACGUCGAAAGCGCAUUCCUGACAUAAUGUCUCAUACAAAAGUUCUGAGAGGGAGCAAACGACGUGCUGGGUCUACGGAACUGUCUGAGCGCAGAGACCUUUCCCAAGCAUCCCGAAGACUGGCUUCAGGUUCGUCUUCACAGGGAAAUGGCAGUCUUCUGAUCCGACUUCCGAGAGGAUUUGCCUUGGUGCGCCUGUCUCGAGCUACCACAUCACACUCUGAGGCAACGUACGACUACGAUGCUACCACGCAUGACGAUCACCGACAGAAGUCCAGUGCAGUGUCUGAUUACCCGUGGCGGAGGUCAUCUUUCUACAAUUCGUCUCCACCGUCUUCUCCUUUCCCUUACGACAUCCCACCGCCGCUUCCGGUCAAUUUAGUGAAUAUGUCGAAGUCUCGACUAAUUCGUUCAGCAUCGCAGGCUAGCGAAAUGUGGACUGAAGAGAAAUGUAACAGUAUACUACCAGACGAAGAGACUGUAAGUCGUGGCCUCAUGGAUAGAGCACGGGAUAUGCGCGACGCCUGGCGGAGGCAUCAAAGGGAGGUCAGACAUGAAAAGAUCAAGCAAAGUAUUAAAGUACUUGGCCUGGUGGAGCCGGCAUCAAUAGCAGGCUAUACGAAGUCGUGGGGUAUGCGAUUGGGAGAUGUUCCUGGCGACGAAGAUAGAAGCACGAGCUACAAGGCUUAG